ACCGUUCCUCCCGGAGUAUCGAAGGAAGAUCCACUCCGAGCAACAAUAAUUUCUUGCAUGUGCGUAUCUGGAAUCUUUAUCUUAUUAAGACUGUAUGUGCACAUUCGACCAGCAUGGAGGAUUUGGUGGGACGAUGCUCUUGUGGCCAUCGCAUUUCCGAUCAUAAUCGGAUUAUGCGUUGUACAAGUUCUCAGCUACCAAUAUGGAAGCGGAACCCCCAUAUUGUUCCUUACAAAGGAGCAAAUAAUGAUAUUGCGCAUGUACCUUGUGAUCAGCACCUGGUUAUGGUUCUGGACCGUGGCACUCACCAGGAUGUCCAUCGCUUUCAUGAUACUGCGAGUGAAGAAGACAGGCCCGUGGCGCAUCGGCCUGUAUGCAGUGAUCAUAUUUCAAUUGCUAUUUGUUCUGGGUAUCUUUCUGUGGGAUGUUUCCUAUUGUCGCCCUGUGCAGACUCUUUGGGAUGCAAGCAUUACUGGCGAUGUCUGUAUGGGUUAUAAAAAGGUAUUCCGAAAGAGUCUGGUGUACUCCACCAUCCACAUCUUGAUUGACAUCGGCCUUUCCCUUGUGCCAAUAAUAUUUAUACGCACAAUCAACAGAAGUCUCUUAGAAAGG
Molecule: messenger RNA, 612 nt
Organism: Eremomyces bilateralis CBS 781.70
Lineage: Eukaryota; Fungi; Ascomycota; Dothideomycetes; Eremomycetales; Eremomycetaceae
Exons: 3
Source: RefSeq, a predicted model, not a curated record